AUAGCAAAUUGCGUCGACUUUUAGGCAAAUCUAGGCAACAUCCGAAUACUCAAAGAAAGCAUGAGCGAUUUCAAAACAGAACAAAUCGCAAAUUUUACAUUAGCUCUGGCAACAGCUUUUGAAAUUCUGGCGGAAUAUCGCGAGUCAAAGCUGGGAGCUAAUUGUAAUCAAGCAAUAAUGUUGAUAACGGACGGAUCACAAGAUAAUUACAAAGAUGUUUUCGAAAAGUACAAUUGGGACAAUCUUCCAGUCGUAACUGUGAGAUUAUUUACCUAUCUUGUGGGACGAGAGGUGAGCGAUCCAAGGGAUGUUAAGUGGAUGGCUUGCGCCAAUCAAGGCUACUACGUUCAUCUGAGCACAUAUGCAGAAGUGCGCGAAGAAGUUCUGCACUACAUUCCAGUAAUGGCACGACCAAUGGUACUAAAUGCUAACCAAAAGCCAAAUCCAGCAUGGUCACCAGUAUACGCGGACGUUACCGACCCGAAACUGACCAACUGGUUGUGGGUUAAUAGACAAAGAUUUACUCAGCGAGAUAGAUAUCUCAUAUUUAGUAAAUACAAGGAUUUGAUGUCUCCAAAUGAGAUCGAUAAGAAGUUUGUUCAUCAACAGAAACUGAAACAAGACCAUUAUGGAGAGACUCAAACUUACAACCUGAUGACUUCCGUGUCAUUACCAGUAUAUGACAAAAAACCCCGUCAGGAGAGAGUGGCAAAUUUAUUAGGCGUAGCUGGUACUGAUGUUCCAAUAGAAUAUAUACAAAGAUUAAUGCUUCCACACAGAUUGGGUGUAAACGGUUAUGGUUUUAUUGUCACAAAUAAUGGCUAUAUUUUGACUCAUCCGGACCUUAGACCUGUGUACCAAGGUAUAUUGAAACCGGCGUACAAUCGGGUAGAUUUCAUGGAGGUUGAAAUACUCGAUGACGACAGUGAGCCUAGAAGAUUUAAUGAAGAAAUACGGGACUUGCGAAAGAAAAUUAUUAUGCAGAAAAAAGGAAAUAUAACGCUGAGGGUCAAGAGCCAUUUAGAUGACAUUAAACGCAUCCAUAUAAGUAACCGUUAUUAUUACUACAGAGGAAUCAAUGACACACCGUUUAGUUUAGUUAUUGUGUUACCUGAUAAAUAUGGCUUCUAUGGGGUGUUACCUUCUGUAGAAAAUGAUAUUCACAGGCUAAGGUCCAACGAUAAAGGGCCACACACUCUAGCUCAAUUUUUUAAUGGCAAUUGGGCUAUCCAUCCCGAAUGGCACUACUGCAAAGACCUAGAUGACAAGCAUUACUUUGAAACAGCAGAGGAAGAAUUUUUGUAUUUCCUAAAGAAAAUGGACCGGCCUGGAUGGAAAUGGUCUCGAGAGUGUGACCGUAAGUUGAUCACUAAAGUGGUAGCUGAUGCAAAAACUACAGUGUGGUUUAGUGAAAACAUCACAACCACUACUAAAGAAGAUAAGGGACCUAUGUCUAUAUUGAUGGCUCUGAUAUCCAGAGCUCAAUUAAUAAAACAAUAUGGAAUAGUGGUAGCUUUUAUGGCUACCCACAGUGGACUUACCAGAUGGCAAACUUUUCCGCAAAACAUAGACAACACUAUCUAUGAAAGACAUUUCCAUCACGUACACAAUAGGGCAAUUGAUGAAGUUUGGUACAAAAGAGCUGUAGAACAUUCAUACGUAGAUGCUGGCGCCUAUGUUUAUUCAGUUCCUCAUGAAGCUGGUGAUGCGAACAAUACGUUGGUAACUGUUAGUGCUGGAAUUUUCAAAGAAGACGGUGGAAAAAGAGCUCCAGUUGCCGUUGUGGGCUAUCAGUUCUAUCAUUCGUCUUUACACAGCAUUUUUAGGAAAACAACUAUCAGUUGCGGUGAUAUGCAAAAAGCCUGCAAAAAGACUUGCGAAUCUGAAGAACUUCACUGCUUGCUAUUGGAUGAUAAUGGCUAUGUCAUCGUUAGCGACAACGUCCAACAGACCGGUCAUUUCUUUGGGAAAAUUCGACCAGAUGUUAUGAGCCAACUGAUCGAUGAGGGCAUUUAUCAAGCCCAUCGGAUGUUUGACUAUCAGGGCUUAUGCCCUGAAGGGCAGGACUCUGGAAGUGUCGCUUCAAAAUUACUCACUCCGUUCUGGUACUUAAUGGGAAUUCUCGAAUGGGCAGUUUCAACACUCAGUUUAUUUGCCGAAGCCGCUACCGGUAAUAUAUACUACAAUCCGCCAUCGAACCAGCCAAACAAUAACCAAUUCGAUGAGCCUGCAGAUCAUAACGACCACACUAUUGUAUCGGAUCAUGAAGAAGAAUCAGAGUCAAACGACUCCGACUAUGAACCAGAAGGGCUUAAUGAUAAAGCAUUCGACGAGACCGCAACUAUGCAAAAAACCAAACCAGAGCCCUGCGACAAUGAAUUAUAUCUUUACACUUUAGUUCAUUACAGCGCCAGAGACGAAUCAAGUAGCGGAUACAACAAAACAAUGGGAAAUUGCUCAAGGCCAUUUAUUGUUCAACGCGUGAGUGGAAGCAACAUGAUUCUCCUAGUGAUCAACAACUUAUGUCAAGAACAAAAUGAUAUGUUUCCUCCAUCUCCCGAUCCUCAACAGAUCGAUUAUAAUAUGAGUCUGCCUUGUUUUAUGAACCAAGAGAAUUUGCCUAGGAGGUUCUAUAUGAGCUGCAUUAGCCGCUCGGCAAAUGAAAGCGAGAUUAAACUAUGCGGUUCAGGGUCCAACAUAUCAUCAAAAUACGUCGUACCUUUAGUAAUGGGUUUUUAUUUCUUAAUCCGAAUCAUCCAUUACAUAGUUUAAGUAGCUAGCUCAAUUAUGCUAAUUAUUUCCAACGUUAUAUGUUAAUCUGUGAUAUCAAAAUUAACAAUUGCAACUUUUCUCUUGCGCCAAUUUACCGCUGAUAUAAAAAACUGAACAACUAAAGUUGCAAAUUAUUAGGCGUUAAACAAUAUACAUAUGAUGUAUGUUCGAUAUUAAAAUUUAUUUAAUUGUUUUUGUUAUUGUUCAUAUCAUUAUAGAAGUAUUUAUAAAUUGUCUAUUUAUUGAUUCAUAAUUGUGAUGAUGUAUUAUUACCCCUAAGUUUCCAUAUAGUGCAUAUAAUUUUUACGCAAUAAAAAUUGUUGAUUUUU
Dendroctonus ponderosae (mountain pine beetle) is the source of this 3101-nucleotide messenger RNA. Its product is annotated as voltage-dependent calcium channel subunit alpha-2/delta-3-like. Gene Ontology annotation, molecular function: voltage-gated calcium channel activity. NCBI's taxonomy places the organism in Eukaryota, Metazoa, Arthropoda, Insecta, Coleoptera, Curculionidae. Gene Ontology annotation, cellular component: voltage-gated calcium channel complex. The record is from RefSeq and is a predicted model, not a curated record. The transcript has 19 exons. The coding region runs from base 61 to 2772 and encodes 903 amino acids.